GCUGAGUGGCUGUAAUCUCUCAGAGAGAAGCUGUGGAGCUCUGUCCUCAGUCGUCAGCUCCCAGUCCAAUAGUCUGAGAGAGUUGGACCUUAGUAACAACCACCUGCAGGAUUCAGGGUUGAGUCUGUUGUCAGCUGGACUGGAGAGUCCACAUUGUACACUGGAAAGUCUCAGGCUUGGUUUGUGUAAACUGUCAUGGCGAAGCUGUGAAGCUCUGUCCUCAGUUCUCAGCUCCCAAUCCUCCAGUCUGAGAGAGAUGGACCUGAGUAACAAUGACCUGCAGGAUUCAGGACUAAAGGUGCUCUCCACUGGACUGAGGAGUCCACACUGUCAACUGGAAACCUUCAGUCUGUCAGGCUGUCUGGUCUCAGAGGAAGGCUGUGCUGCUCUGGCCUCAGCUCUGAGCUCCAACCCCUCCCAUCUGAGAGAGCUGGACCUGAGCUACAACCAUCCAGGAGACUCAGGAGACAAACUUCUGUCUGAUGGACUGAAGGAUCCACACUGGAGACUGGACACUCUCAGGGUGGACCAUUGUGGAAAGCAGAGGUUAAAACCUGGUCUGAGGAAGUAUGCCUGUGAACUCACUCUGGACACAAACACAGCACACAGAAAGCUCGAACUGUCGGAAAACAACAGGACGGUAACACUGGUGCGAGAGAAAGAACAGCCUUAUCCCAAUCAUGCAGACAGAUUCGACAGCUGCUGGCAGCUGCUGUGUAUAACUGGUCUGACUGGUCGCUGCUACUGGGAGGUGGAGUGGAGAGGAGACGUUGAUGUAGCGGUGACUUACCGCAGAAUCAGAAGGAAAGGAAAUGCAGCUGACUGCAGGUUUGGAAGGAAUGAUCAGUCGUGGAGUCUGAGCGGCUCUGACGGUGGUUACUCCGUCUGGCACAAUAAUGUAGAAAACGUCCUCCGUCUGUCCUCCUCCUCUGUCUCUGGUAGAGUAGCAGUGUAUGUGGACUGUCCUGCUGGCUCUCUGUCCUUCUUCAGAGUCUCCUCUGACUCUCUGAUCCACCUCCACACCUUCAACGCCACCUUCACUGAGCCUCUUUACCCUGGCUUCGGGUUUGGGUCUGGGCUCGGGGUGGAGUCUUUGAUGCUGUCACUGGACUCAUCAGUGUCGCUGUGUUCACUGUAGGAGGAGGAGUCUCCCUGUGAAGAGAAACACUCAGACUUGUGACUUUUUAAGGGAAUGUAAUAGUGGUUUCCAUUAACCCUCAAAUUGUGCAAAUUAAAACUGCAGAUAUAAAAUACACCUAAUGGAAGCACAUCAGGUUAAAAACAAAAUCCCAUAUUAUCCCAUAAAAGCCAUAUUUCUCAAAACUGCAACUGAAAGAUGUUUUUGACUUUUGUAAAUGCUUUGGCGAUAAAAGAACUGGCUUCACAUAUUAGAAGAUGUGAAAUUAUCUACUGAGAGCUGAACCUUUGUCAUAACUUAGCGGGGGACUGCAGCUACAUGCACCAGGUCUGACUUUAACAUUAAAUGAUAAUGGCUGCUAAUUGGCUAAGAUAUAAGAUACAUCAUCAUGUAAAAAAGAGAUGGUCCACCAGUACA
This is a messenger RNA of Plectropomus leopardus (leopard coralgrouper), 1555 nucleotides long. The record is from RefSeq and is a predicted model, not a curated record. Lineage: Eukaryota; Metazoa; Chordata; Actinopteri; Perciformes; Serranidae.